Molecule: messenger RNA, 579 nt
Organism: Rotaria socialis
Lineage: Eukaryota; Metazoa; Rotifera; Eurotatoria; Philodinida; Philodinidae
Source: the annotation of a GenBank genome assembly
AUGAACGUUGAUCGAUUGAACCGUAAAAUGUCUUUCGUCGGAACCUGUUUUGCUUUCAUAGGAGUUAUUCUUAGUGUCAUGGCAUUAACUACUAAUCAUUGGUCAUCAAAAAGUAUUAUUUUGCCGAGUCAGAUAAUAGAAACACAAAAUGGAAGUACACUUUCAAGCGGAAAAAUUGAACGAAAAUGGAAUGGUCUCUUCUAUCUUUGUACAAAUGUUGAAAUUGUUCAAUGUGUAUUCAAAUUCGAAUCAACCACAUUUAUUUUUUGUUUAGUAGGAUUGAUAUGUUUAUUAAUCGGUGGUAUAUUUCUAUGUUGGGAUCUAUUAAAAAUAAGUAAUCGAAGAUCCAUUAUUCCAAUGCUAUUUUUUGUUGCUUGCCUAUCAAUAACAGCUGGUAUCUUUGAAUAUGGAUCAUCAUCUCAUAUAAAUUCCUAUUCAUCACGAACAAUGAUUGGUACGAUUAUUUUUGCCUAUUCAGCUUUAGCUAUUUCAACUUUUGUUGCUGGUCGAUGCUCAGCUCUUGAUAAUUACAUUACCAAUGAAAAACAAUAUGUUACAGCUUCAACCGAUCAAAAUUAA